AAAAAGAAUCUCAAGUGGGUUUUGUGGGAGGGUUCAUGUAACUGUCAUUCUGUAAAUUCCUCUUCACUGACAUUGUAAACAAACAAAGUUGAUUUCCUGAAUCACAGGUUUUAUUUUCUGCAACUGCUAGAUGGAAAACAAGGUAAAGUUGCUUGGUGAACAGUCCCACUGAGCUGUACAUAAAUUGUCAUGUUCCUUUAAAGAGCGGAACCACACCGUGCACUGAGAGGAGAUCAUGUCAAAGGGCGGAGGAAAAAGGUGUGUCAAGGUGAAGCUGCACACCACAAGAAAAUUCAGUAAACAUUUUCACACUCAGUCUUCUACAUCAAACUGUCGCUCUCCUGUAACUUCACCCACGACAACAUGGACGAGAUGAGAAUUGUAAUAUUAGGAAAAACAGGAGUUGGUAAAAGCAGCCUGGCGAACACCAUAUUAGGAGAGAACGUGUUCCGGAUCGGCGACACUGGCAACUCUGAAACAAGUGAAUGUCGAUCAGAAACCAGACGUGUCGAUGGAAGAGACGUCACAUUGAUCGACACUCCUGGUUUGUUUGACACGGGUCGACCUGAAGAGGAGCUGAAGGCUGCAAUAGUGAAGUGCAUCACAGAGUGCUCUCCUGGGCCUCAUGCUUUUCUCAUAGUGUUUAAGGUGGAGAGAUUCACUGGUCAGGAGCAGGAAGUGAUCAAUAAAAUACAUCAAUACUUUUCUGAAGAAGCUUUCAAGUAUGCAACAGUCCUCUUUACUCAUGGUGACGACCUCAAGGAAGAACAGACCAUUGAGGAAUAUUUCCACAACAAUCAGCGUGUGAGUGAUCUGAUGAAGAAGUGUGGAGGCCGCUGCCACGUUGUUGAUAACAAAUACUGGAAGAACAACCAGCUGGAUGAUUACAGGAGCAACCAGUUCCAAGUGAAGCAGCUGAUGAAGACCAUCGAUCACAUGAUUGAGGCAAACAAGGGAAGCUGCUACACCAACGAGAUGCUACAAGCUGUGGAGAAACUGAUACAAGAGGAGGAGGAAAAGAUCAGACAGUCAUCAGGAAACAAGACAGAGGAAGAGAUCAGAGAGGAGGCUAAAAAGAGCGUAUUUAAAAUCCUUCGGAUCAAUUUUGCAGGUAUUGCAACAGGUGCAUUGUUAGGAGCUAUUUUUAAUGGCGACGUGGUGGUUGGAGUAGAGACAUUUUUCCAGGAGAUUAUUUUGGGAAAAAUAGUUCCAGCACUAGCAGAGUCAGUAGUAGGAGGAGCAACAGAAGGAGCUGGUAAAGUAGCAGGCUCACUGAUGGCAGUAGGUGCAAUGAUCGGAAGAAGUUUUACAGGAUACGAUGCCGCUCAGGAAGCAGACACAGUCAGCGAAGCAAUGGAUAGGGCAGCAAAACCUGUCUUUAAGAAGUAAACUCUGUCUUUGAAGAUCAGGAAGAACAAGCAGAGAACAAAUUUGAAUUAAAACCUUUAAUCUGAUUCUUAAAGAUCUAAAAUGUCCCACCUCCUUUUAAACAGGAUUUUUAAAAUUGGCAGGUUUGGCAGGUGCAUUGUUAGAAGCUUUUCUUGGUGAUGGAGUUCUAAACGUUUUUCCACAAAGCAAAAAUGUUUUAGCAUUAAUAGUACAAUGAGGAGCAACAGUAGGAGUUGGAGGAGGAGAUGGAGUAGUGGCCGGAGCAGACACAGCUGGAACAACAGCAGGCUGGGUAAUCGGUGCAGGUGUUUUAGCAGCAGCGAUCAAAGGAGGUUUUACAGGAUACGAUGCCGCUGAGGAAGCAGGCACAGCAAGCGAAGCAGUAAAGAGGGCAGCAAAAGCUGUCUUUCAUAUAACCUCUAUCUUUUAAGAUCAGGGAAAAGCAUAUAACAAAUCUGAAUCAAAAGCUUUAAUCUGAUCCUUAAAGAUGUAAAAAUGUCCCACCUCCCUUUAAACAACAUGGAAUCUUUAACCAUUGAGAUGAUGGUGUUCGUAUGUAACAGGUCAAACUUCUUGCGUGAGCUUUCUUCUAUUAUCUGACUCUUAUUUUAAUGCAACAGCUGCAGGUUAAAUUGUUUCCUGAAUUAAUUAAAGUACAAUCUUUUCUUAUUUGUAGCACAAAGUGCCCGAUAUGCUGUUUCCCAUAUGUAUUAUCAGCUGUGGCCACAAAUAAUGAAUAUAAUGUUGUUUCAACAUCUUGCAUCAAUAAGGUCUUUAGAAAAUGUUCUAAUCAAACUGGUGUGGUCUGUUGGAUGUUGAAUCAUUGUUCUCUGUUACAAAGAUUUGUGAGACAAUCAUUUUAGUUUUCAGUGGAUCAAAAUGUUACAGCAAGACAAAUAAAAACUACGAAUGAAUUGAA
This is a messenger RNA of Gasterosteus aculeatus aculeatus (three-spined stickleback), 2308 nucleotides long. Lineage: Eukaryota; Metazoa; Chordata; Actinopteri; Perciformes; Gasterosteidae. The record is from RefSeq and is a predicted model, not a curated record.